Octopus sinensis (East Asian common octopus) is the source of this 1631-nucleotide messenger RNA. RefSeq names its product density-regulated protein homolog. Gene Ontology annotation, molecular function: translation initiation factor activity; mRNA binding. Lineage: Eukaryota; Metazoa; Mollusca; Cephalopoda; Octopoda; Octopodidae. The transcript is spliced from 7 exons. Bases 157 to 717 code for a protein of 186 amino acids. Gene Ontology annotation, biological process: translation reinitiation; formation of translation preinitiation complex. The record is from RefSeq and is a predicted model, not a curated record.
UAAGACUAGAGUGACCUCCCCUCUGAAUGCGCACCGGUCUCGACAGAUGGCAGGACAAUCGAAACACGUGCUUCCGGUGUCAAUUCUUGUAAAUUACUAAUUCUUUGUUCCGUCGUCUUUAAUUAAUUAAUUAAUUAAUUACUCAGGUAAAACAGAAUGACAACAGCAAUUAUGGACAAUUCUAAAUUUUUUGUCUAUGAUGGCCCACGUAAAGAUGUCAACUACCCCAUUGAGGUUUUAUAUUGUGGAGAAUGUACGAUGCCGGUGGAGUAUUGUGAAUACUAUCCAAAUUAUGAAAGAUGUAAAAUUUGGCUUGAAAAAAACAUGCCUGAUCAAUUCAAAAAACUCAUGGCUGGCAAAGGAGAUGAAAAUUUAGGUUCAGAAGAAACUGAAGAGAAGAAGAAGCGACAGACUCGGGGUGGUAGGGGUGUGAUAAAAGCUAAAAAGAAAACUGAACCGCAAGGUCUGAAGCUGUCCACAGCCACAAGAGGCAAGAAGAAACGAGUCACAAUUGUUGCUGGACUUGCUACUUACGACAUUGAUCUGAAAGAAGCCAGUAAAUACUUUGCCACCAAGUUUUCUUGUGGUUCAUCAGUGACUGCCGACGAGAUUGUUAUCCAGGGAGAUGUAAAAGAUGAAUUGUUUGAUAUCAUCCCAGAAAAGUGGCCUCAGAUUGAUGAAGACAAUAUUGAUGAUCUUGGAGAACAGAAGAAGUGACAUAUGUUUCAAGAUCCAUCCAUGCCACUGCCACAAGGUAUCACUUGCUGAACUUUGAGCUGCCCUCUUUCUCUCUCUCUCCACCUGGCAGCAUUUGCCAUUUUGUUGCCAAAAUGUGAUUCUUCUUGCAUUAUCACAGAUUUCAAAUUGAAAAAAAUACUAUUAUCACAUGCAAGAAAAAAUAUAAAUAUAUAUAUUUAUCAAUAUAUAUAUAUAUAAAGAAACGUCCAAACUGAGUUUGAUUUAUUGUUAUUAGUGAGAAGUGGGGGGGGGGCAGGGGACUGAACAGAAUUCUUGGAGCAGCUGACAAAAUGCUUUGCAGUAUUUCUUCUGGCUCUUUGUGUUCCAAGUUCAAAUUCUGCUGAGGUCAAUUUUACCUUUCUUCCUUUUGGGGUUGAUGAAAUAAAGUACCUAUGAAGUACUUCGUUUUAUACAAUUGACCAUUCUUUCCUUCAAAACAUGUUGUGUCUUUAUUAUUGAAGAGAAGAUAAAAUGGAGUGAAGAAUGCUGUGUCUCUGAAAUUGAAUUCUUUUCUUUGAUGUUCCUAUUCUUCACUUUGCUGUUUAUCCUUCUUAAAGUAGUGAACAACAGCAGAAUACUGGGGUCAAUAUAAUUAUGACUUUGUGCAAAUGCUAGAAACUAUUUUACAUUCUGAGAUUCUGUUGGGUUUAUAUAAAGAUAAGUACCAGUAAUAUACUGGUGUUGAUUUCACUCUUGUGAUCUUGUAUUGAUGCAAAAAGGUAUUUUUAAUUCGUUUUCUGUCCCUCCAUAUAACAACUCAGUUAAACAACAUUCUGUUUGUGUUGGAAUAUACUUCAUGAAAUGGGGGACCCCCCCUAAUUAUAAAUGGUGCUUACCAAUACUUGAAAUGCUUCGUAAUCAGCAUGGAUGUUGCGGGUUCAAUUAGUCCUCGU